CAAAUAUCUACCUCCUUAUCCAAACAAACCUCUUAUCUCUGGUUUCCCCAAAUGGAGAAAGAGCAACAAUGAACUCUGCUACUCUUUCACAACCUCAACCUCAACGUCACUUCUCACCAACAUCUAAACCAUACCCACUUCCUCACACUCUCACACUUCACCACUCUUAUUCUUUCAAACUCACCACCAAAACCACGCGCUCCUUUCUCGUCAACCACACCAACCCUUCAGACCUGUCACUCACCACCACGACCACAACCACAACCACAUUCACAACCGAACCACGCGACCAGGAACUGUUAUUACUCUUACGUCAGAGGAAAACAGAGGAAGCAUGGCUUGUUUACACUAAAUGCACCCACAUUCCUAACGCCACUUGCCUGAGUCGUUUGGUGUCUCAAUUGUCCUUCCAGAACACGCUCUCCGCUCUCACGCGCGCCCAAUCCAUCAUCACGCGCCUCCGCCAUGAAAGCCAGCUCCAUCGCCUUGACGCCAAUUGCCUCGGCCUCCUCGCCGUCGCUGCUGCUAAGGCCGGCCAUACCCUCUACGCCGCCUCCGUUGUUAAGUCCAUGCUCCGUUCCGGCUAUCUCCCCCACGUCAAGGCCUGGAGCGCCGUCGUCAGCCGCCUCGCCUCUUCCGGCGACGACGGUCCCGCCGAGGCCCUCAAGAUUUUCAAGGCCGUCACGCGCCGCGUUAGGAAGUUCUCCGACCCCGACAUGGUGGCGGAGUCGCGGCCUGACACGGUGGCUGUGAACGCUGCGCUCAACGCGUGCGCCAUUUUGGGUGAUAGUAAGAAGUUCUUGCAAGUGUUUGAUGAAAUGCCCCAGUUAGGUGUUGUGCCCGAUGCGUUGAGUUAUAACAUAAUGAUGAAGCUGUGUUGUAGAGUUGAUAGGAAAGACUUGCUUGUGUUUGUGUUGGAGAGGAUUCUUCAGUUGGGGAUUCCUCUGUGUAUGACUACUUUGACUUCCCUGGUUUCUGCUUAUGUUGAUUUUGGUGAUUUGGGGUCAGCUGAGAAAAUUGUUCAAGCCAUGAGAGAUCAAAGGAGAGAUCUUUGCAAGAUACUAAGGGAUUCCAAUUCAGAAUAUUUGGGUGGUGGAAGUGAUGAUUCUGUUUUUCAGAAAUUGCUUCCAAAUUUGAUGAAUCAAAGUGGCAGCAUUGAGCCACCCUUGUUGACACAAGCAUAUGCUCCAAACACUAGACUUUACACUACUCUAAUGAAAGGUUAUAUGAAGGCAGGGCGUGUCACUGACACAGUGAGGAUGCUUGAGGCAAUGCGUCAUCAGGAUGAUAGUGGAAGUCACCCUGACCAUGUGUCCUACACCACUGUGGUUUCAGCACUUGUGAAGGUGGGUUCAAUGGACCGGGCUCGUCAAGUUCUUGCUGAAAUGACAAGAAUUGGUGUGCCUGCUAAUAGGAUAACCUACAAUAUUCUUCUUAAGGGUUACUGCAAAAAGUUACAGAUAGACAUGGCAAGAGAGUUGCUUAAGGAGAUGGCUGAUGAUGCAGGGAUUCAACCUGAUGCGGUGUCCUAUAAUAUACUGAUUGAUGGAUGUAUAUUGAUUGAUGACAGUUCUGGUGCUCUUGCCUUCUUUAAUGAGAUGAGGGCAAGAGGAAUAGCUCCAACCAAGAUUAGUUACACAACUUUGAUGAAAGCUUUUGCACUAUCAGGUCAACCAAAGCUUGCUCGCAAGGUCUUUGAUGAGAUGGUCAAUGAUCCUCGAGUGAAGGUGGAUUUAAUCGCCUGGAACAUGUUGGUUGAAGGAUAUUGUAAGAUGGGGAUGCUUGAAGAAGCUAAGAAAGUGAUUCAAAUGAUGAAGGAGAAAGGAUUUUACCCUGAUGUGAGUACUUAUGGCAGCUUAGCCAAUGCAAUUGCAUUAGCAAGAAAACCAGGAGAGGCACUUCUACUUUGGAAUGAAGUGAAGGAGAGGUGGGAGUUGGGAAAGGAGAGGGACAAAUGUGAUUCUUCUGUUCCACCAUUGAAACCAGAUGAAGGGCUUUUGGAUGCUCUGGCUGAUAUUUGUGUGAGGGCUGCUUUCUUUAGAAAGGCCUUGGAAAUUGUGGCAUGCAUGGAAGAGAAUGGGAUAUCUCCCAACAAGACCAAGUUUACUAGAAUCUAUGUGGAAAUGCAUUCAAGAAUGUUUACUAGUAAGCAUGCUUCACAGGCUAGAAGAGACAGAAGAAUAGAGAGGAAAAGAGCAGCUGAGGCUUUCAAGUUUUGGUUGGGUUUGCCUAAUUCUUAUUAUGGAAGUGAGUGGCGGUUAGAACCUAUUGAUGGGUAUGACACUACCUCUGAUUCGGUUUAAUUGUUUGCCCCUACUCCAUUAUGAAACUGAGGGGAGGGGACACAUAUACACUUUAAAGUAGAAAACAAUGUAACUAAAAAAAAUGGCGAUUUUGC
This is a messenger RNA of Gastrolobium bilobum, 2398 nucleotides long. Its product is annotated as pentatricopeptide repeat-containing protein At3g09650, chloroplastic. Bases 69 to 2303 code for a protein of 744 amino acids. The record is from RefSeq and is a predicted model, not a curated record. NCBI's taxonomy places the organism in Eukaryota, Viridiplantae, Streptophyta, Magnoliopsida, Fabales, Fabaceae. Gene Ontology annotation, molecular function: protein binding. The transcript has a single exon.